Molecule: messenger RNA, 1141 nt
Organism: Galeopterus variegatus (Sunda flying lemur)
Lineage: Eukaryota; Metazoa; Chordata; Mammalia; Dermoptera; Cynocephalidae
Product: patr class I histocompatibility antigen, A-126 alpha chain-like
Exons: 7
Coding region: 1-690 (229 amino acids)
Biological process (GO): positive regulation of T cell mediated cytotoxicity; antigen processing and presentation of endogenous peptide antigen via MHC class I via ER pathway, TAP-independent; antigen processing and presentation of endogenous peptide antigen via MHC class Ib
Cellular component (GO): external side of plasma membrane
Molecular function (GO): peptide antigen binding; signaling receptor binding
Source: RefSeq, a predicted model, not a curated record
AUGCGCCCUGAGGCAGCGUCCACGGUCAUUCGUGGGGAGGAAACUUACUUCACCUUGUAUUUUGGGACAGUUCGAACUCGCGAACCUGAGACGGAGUGCAGGUGCACACCCUUGUGUGCAGAGCCUGUGUCCAGCUCCUGGGAGCCCCUGGAGACCCUGGGGAGGUCCCUGUGGCUCCGCAGAUACCUGGAGACCGGGAAGGAGACGCUGCAGCGCGCAGAUCCCCCAAAGACACAGGUGACCCAUCACCCCAUCUCGGACAGUAAGGCCACCCUCAGGUGCUGGGCCUUGGAUUUCUACCCUGCGGAAAUCACACUGACCUGGCAGAGAGAUGGGGAGGAGCAGACCCAGGAGACUGAGUUUGUGGAGACCAGGCCUGCAGGGGAUGGAACCUUCCAGAAGUGGGCAGCUGUGGAGGUACCUUCUGGAAAGGAGCAGAGAUACACGUGCCAUGUGCAGCACGAGGGGCUACCUAAGCCCCUCACCCUGAGAUGGGAGCCGCCGCCUCAGCCUAACAUGCUUAUUGUGGGAAUCGUUGCUGGCCUUGGAGCUGUGGUUGCAGCUGUUGUGGUUGCAGGUGUUGUGAUGUGGAGGAAGAAGAGCUCAGGUGGAAAGGGGAGCUACAAUCAGACUCCCUGCAAUGACAGUGCCCAGGGCUCUGAUGUGUCUCUCACAGCUUGUAAAGUGUGACAUAGCUGCCUUGUGUGGGACUCAGUGACUCCAGAUGAGAUCGAGUCCCCCCCAACACCACCACUAUCACUUCAAGAGCUCCUGCCUGGCUUCUCUUUCUGCAACUGGAAUCAGAAUGUGUCUGUGUGUCUGUGUUCCUGUUAGCAUAAUGUGAGGAAAUGGAGAGACUGGCCCAUCCCUGAGCAUCAAGACCCCUUCCUCACACUGACCUGUGUUCUCUUCUCUCAUCAACUUUCCUGUUCCAGCAGAGGCAGGGCUGGGAUGUCCCCAUCCCUGUCUUACAUUUAUGUUGCACUGAGCCACAGCUUUUUACUUCCCUAUUGAAAAGAAGAAUCUGGAAAGGAAAUUGUUUGCAAACUUUUGCCAUAGGGUGUGGUCGAUGGGUUAAUUAAAGGAGAAGAAGAUUCUUAAAAUUUUAGAGUGGAAAUAAAACCUGAGAAGCUUCCAGAAA